UUUUAGAUGCCUCAGAGAAUGGCUGGAUCCACAGAUGAUAAAUUGCUGACGUCCGAUGAGGCCUUUUACUUCGUCCAAGAUGUAUUGGGCAUGUCUUCCAUCAAGCUGAAGGAUAAUCCACAGGAGUUUCUCAAAGACCUCAUCAGAACAUAUUUGCAUCAUAUCCCCUUUUCGAACGUCCAAAAUAUGGCGACGCCUCAGCACUCUAGACACGUUCCUACCGUAUCCGAGAUCAAGAGAUAUAUCUUCACUAAAAUUGGCGGAAUGUGCUACCAACACAAUGUUGCAUUUUAUCUUCUACUUAAAGCAUUGGGUUAUGAUGUUUCUCUCAUCGCAUGCGACAUUCAACACCCCAGUGACCACGCCGCCAUCAUCGUUCAUAGUUUAACGAAUGAGGGUAGCAGACAUUACGUCGAUGUUGGUAACGGGACUCCAUUGUUUAGCGUGGUUCCUUUCGACUUCAAGGACGAGUCGCCUCCAUAUCAUCACUCUUUCCUGCGUUUCAAGUUUUCCCGCCAGGGUGACAUCAUAUAUUGUUUGCAUCAAGUUGAAGGUCAUCCAGCCAAGCAGACGAUGGAAGCUAAUCGUAUCACCGAUGGCUGGUAUCGAUUUAUCACCAUACAUUUCAAAGAAGGUGUGGCGAUAUCACACUUUGAACCCAGUAUGACGCCAAUUUAUGUCGGUUGUUCUGAUACACCGAAGAGUGUCUUCCUGACAAGUGUAAGGUGCAUGGCGUUUCCUAACGGUCGUUUCGUGUGUAUUAAAGACACUACUUUCUUGAUCGAGAAUGAAACUGGGAAGAUAACCAAAUCCUACUUUAGGUCCCUUGAAGAGAUCAAAAAAGCAUUUGCUCGGUAUUUCCCUCAGGUCUCACAGGAAAUGUUAGAUGUUGCCUUGAAUGAUGAAUUCAUAACAUUAGAUUACAAAAAGGGAAUUCUGUGAAUUAGGCUACAUGUAAUUAAGAGAAUUAUGUUAGAAGGAAAGAGGGGUGGGGUGUUCACACCCUGCUUCCUUAGCCUUAUAAUACAGUGCGUCCCACAAAAAACGAAACCGAGAUUUAACGAUGAUUUAACAUAUCUUAAUCAUAAAUACAAUAGACAAAUGACCUACCAAUGUAAAGCUUAGAAUCUCCUAUUUCAUCUGAUAUUACUUAUAUUAUUCCUCAUUCACGCAUGAGUGAGCAAAAAGAAUUUGAAGAAAGGAUACCAAAAACUCAUUUGGCGGGGGGUAUCUGAAUUUCAAAAAGAAAAUCACAUGCCUAAAAAGUUCAAUAUCUGCUCUUUUAUUUGAUACCUUAAUCACAGAAAAUGGUCAAGAAGUAAACAAGUUAUGUUCCCUCGAAACAAUGCUUGUAUUUCCAUAAUUUCAUUAAAUAAACGUGUUUUCACCGGUUUCCUACAGAAGCUAUCGCACGGUAACAAAAGACUAAAUGCAUGGCUGAUCGUCAACAAAAUGGAGUGUCGAGUGAGUUUAAACGCUGGCCUGUAAAACCUCUUCAUUUUAUGAAAUUAUUGAAAUUCAAGCCUUAUUUCAAAUAACCAGAACUUUGUUAUUUCUCGACCAUUUUCGGUAAUUGAGGUAUCAAAUUAAAGAGCAGAUAUUGAACUUUUUGAAAAUGUGGUUUUCUUUUUGAAACCCAGAUACAGCCCGCCAAGUGACUUUUUGGUAUCCCCUUUUCAAAUUGUUUUUGCUCACUCAUACGUGAAUAAGAAAUAAUCUAAGUAAUUUCAGAUGAAAGAGGAGAUUCUAAGCUUUACAAUGGUAGGUCAUUUGUUUAUUUUAUUUGUGAUUAAGUUAUGAUAAAUCAUCGAUAAAUCUCGGUUUCGUUUUUGUGGGACGCACUGUAUAGCGCAUUUACUUUAUCAAUACUCAACUGCGCUUUACAUUGGUAUCAUAAUGUUACUAUCCCGGCUGUAGCCGAGCUGCCACAUAUAUGCUCAAGCAUUCGAGGAAUUCUUCCUACCGGGUACCCAUUUACCUCAUCUGGGUGAGUGCAGCACAGUGUUGGUAAAUUUCUUCCUGAAUGAAUACACGGUCGUCAUGGAUGGGAAUCGAACCGACGUUCCUCAGAUUGAAAGAUGAGUGUCGUAAUCACUAGACCACCAUGGCUACGGGAAAAAAAUGUGAAUUUAUUUAUGACAAAGUAAUUGUCAAAAUUCUGGACCAACGGUCUCCAAGUAAAUUAAUUUCAGCCCAUUUUUAUUGAUCAGUUAUUAAUAAUUGAUUUGAUAAAACAUGUAUUUAUUCUUAACAAUCACACUUCUUUCAAUUCAUGAUAAAAUGUUAUUUUGCGUUUUCUGUAUAACAGCAAGUGGUAGAAAUAUUUUUUAAAGUACGUGUAGUAAAUAUCUACAAAAUAUAUUUGAUUGUACAAAAAAAAUUUUUUUUCAAUUGCACGAGCGGAGGGAGGGUUCUUAUAAGUAUAGUCAUAAACAAUUAGCUCAGUUCAUUUGAAUUUUAUUUAGUUUAAUUUUCAUGUAUUUAAAAUAAUAUAUACAUGGCACAUAAACUACAGUAACAAAGUACAUUGGGAUUUAUAUAAGGAAUCUUGGGUCAAUAAUACUGAUGCUUUCGUUUCGAAUUUGACUUUACAAAAAUAUACCCAAUUAUUAUACCAAAUGUCUAUCUUCCAACUCACUACAGUAAUUAGAUCAAGGCCAAUAAGUCAAAAUUAUGAUGAUAGUAAAUCAUAAUUUAUCAAGGCCCCGUUGCAUAAAAGUUACCAUUAUGGUAGCUUUACCAUGUGAGUGGUAUCUUGCAUAGAAUCUUUUGACUCUGAUUGGUUGUUUAUCAUCGUUACCAUGGUAGUUAUCAUUGGAUGGCAAAGUUAGCAUUAUAGUAAUGCAACGGGUCCCUAGAUUGUUGAUACACUCUUAAAAUGAUUGGUCAAAGUACAUGUAACCAAUCUGUCGGUCAAAGUGUCCGACCGAUAGUUUCUAACUAAUAAAUUGGUUUAUUAUAACAAUUUUUAUCUGUCGUAAGCAAUUUUAUUCAACAACACACUGGUUAUUUUGACAAAUCCUUUUUUAAGGUUAGUAUAUUAUAAAAAUCAGCUCGCAUUAAUUCUUUAGUUAGGUGCACAUCGUUUUAAUGAUUGAAUUUUUUUUAAUGUUUAAUUCUCAUGUUUAAUACAUGAAAUUCCCAAAAGUUUGAUCUAGCGAUUCGUGCUCGCAACUUCUCGCUAUUAUGCCCUAGCUUUUAACAGUAAUUAGCGCCAUAAUAAUUGACCAAAAAGCGAGUUUUACAACUUCAUAUUUUGAUCCCCCUGAACCAAUCACUCGCUACGCUCUCUCGCGGAAAAAAAAUAAAGCCUGAAUAUAUAUAUUAUCAAUCAGAAAUCACUAAAAAGGGCUUGCUCAACUCAAUAACUACAAAACACAUAAUUACUUCACGCAUAAUUUAUAUAAUCUCAUGGUGAAAAUGGCAUGCGGACAAGAUCGAUCUAUAAUUCCGUUUAAAAUGGGCAUGCACGAGGGAUAACCUUAUACCUUUUUGGACAUAUUACACAAAAUGGGGUCACUUCUACAGCCGUUGGUAGUAAGGGGAUACCAUUCCCAACUCUUUCAGAUGUAAAAGUACCUUCAUGAUAAUCUCAGUCCACUUCCAUCUCUUACUUUCAAGGUUUUUCAUAUCAGAAAAAAUAUCAAUGCAUCUCCUCCAACUAUUCCUGUAAAAGUUCUGUAUACCAUGGGUGUCGAUCCGGGGGGGGGGGGGGGAUUUAUCCCAAAGAAAUUCAGGUGGGGAGAUGGCCUGUACGAUCAUCUCCCCUAUAUUUUGAGGGCAUAACAAAACAGUUUCUCCAGAAAAAUCAAUAAAUUUAUUAUAAUACAUAAACUCGAUAAAACUUGACAACACAGAAAUACAAAAAAGAAAGAAAAAAAAUUAAGUUAAAGCACUUAUCUGUAUGUGAUAAGUGAACUUGCCGAUAUAGGGCAAUAUCACGAGCAAUUAAUACAUGCGGAUGAUGUAUAGGCCCUAAAUUUAUAGAUUUGACUUUUAUAUAAACUAUAUGACAAGUUUGUACUUUAAUGUUGCUACUAUAUUUUGCCAUGAUAACAAUUAUGUCAGAAUCUGACACGAGAUUUAAAAAAUAAAUAAUUUUGUAAUCUUACUCAUAGAAAUGACAUUUUGAACUUACACAGUACUGUAUUGUCAUGGUUUUUACCUUAUAAAAGUAAUCAAUAAAAUUGUUCUAACUGGUUGUUUUACGCGUAACCUAUGCCAUUCCAUAUUCAAAUAGGCCUACUUUCAUUUUUCUGUCAAUGUUUUGAGUUGUUCUUUUUCUUUGAAUAAAA
Molecule: messenger RNA, 4295 nt
Organism: Lytechinus pictus (painted urchin)
Lineage: Eukaryota; Metazoa; Echinodermata; Echinoidea; Temnopleuroida; Toxopneustidae
Exons: 1
Coding region: 7-942 (311 amino acids)
Molecular function (GO): acetyltransferase activity
Source: RefSeq, a predicted model, not a curated record